Messenger RNA from Dermochelys coriacea (leatherback sea turtle), 3683 nucleotides. RefSeq lists its product as uncharacterized. The coding region runs from base 561 to 1946 and encodes 461 amino acids. NCBI's taxonomy places the organism in Eukaryota, Metazoa, Chordata, Testudines, Dermochelyidae. The record is from RefSeq and is a predicted model, not a curated record. The transcript has 12 exons.
GAGUGUGUGUGUGUAGCCAGGGGCUGGACCCUGCAGUGACGUGGUGUGUGUGUGUGUAGCUGGAUCGUGCAGCGGGGUGUGUGUGUGUGUGUGUGUAGCCAGGGGCUGGACCCUGCAGUGACGUGGUGUGUGUGUGUGUGUGUGUAGCCAGGGGCUGGACCCUGCAGUGACGUGGUGUGUGUGUGUGUAGCUGGAUCGUGCAGCGGGGAGUGUGUGUGUGUAGCCAGGGGCUGGACCCUGCAGUGACGUGGUGUGUGUGGUGUGUGUAGCCAGGGGCUGGACCCUGCAGUGACGUGGUGUGUGUGUGUGUAGCUGGAUCGUGCAGCGGGAGUGUGUGUGUGUGUGUAGCCAGGGGCUGGACCCUGCAGUGACGUGGUGUGUGUGUGUAGCUGGAUCGUGCAGCGGGGAGUGUGUGUGUGUGUGUAGCCAGGGGCUGGACCCUGCAGUGACGUGGUGUGUGUGUGUGUGUGUAGCGGGAUCGUGCAGCGGGGAGUGUGUGACACACACACAGGCUCAGAAGCUGCCCUGGGAGGCGGGACCCGGCGCUGAAUCCCGGGACAAUGCCCGAUCUCCUCAGCCUGCUGCCGGCCGCGCUGUGCCUUCUCCUGGCCGGGUGGCUGCUGCGGAGCCAGCGCUGCCCCGCGGCCGGGCCGGGCGGCAGCUGCCGCCGCUACUCGGUGCCCGGCUGCGGCUUCCAGCUGAAGAAAUGGGCCAUGCGGGGGAUUCUCUUCUUCGCCUUCCGCCGGCGCCGGAGAGAGCGCGGCGGCGCCGCCCGGCGGGAGCCGAGGGGCUCAGGAGCCGGCCAGGAGGCGCUGGAGCGGCUGCAGGGACUGGUCUGCCAUGCCCACGCCCUGGAUUCAGUUUACUUCACUGGGUUUACAGAAACCGACAAGACUUUUGUGAUCACUCGUCUUGCAAGACGUCCGAAUGGGCUCUGUGAAAUGUGGCUCUUCCUCCAAGUGGAUGGAAUUGGAGAGUUUGAACACCCAGUACAUCCGGACAUGAUGGUGAGCAAUGAAUCUGAAAAAUGCUGGCGUGGCGGAGGGCUGAUGAUUGAGUGCUUAGAGCCACACAGACACUGGAAAAUAACGUUCAAUGGACAACUCAGAAAGGGACCAUAUCGGCAUCAGUGGAAUGAAGAGGAGGGCGAACUUGUCCACGUUAAAUUCUCUUUCCACUGGACUUCCUUUUCAGAUAUAUUUGACUUUAACCUUGACAGUCACCCUAAAGUGUUUGCACAUGCCAUUGCUUUGGAAAAGUGGAGUGCAGAAUUCUUCCGAAGAAUCAAAAAAGAUGGGGAACAACAUUCUCGUUAUGAACAAUGGGGCCAGUCUAUAGGAGAAAUUGAAAUUGAAGGUCAUGAGAAGAAAGAGGUCUCUAUGAGAGGUGUUCGGAGCCACUCUUAUGGCAUCCGAAACUGGGCUGAGAUUUACCGAUAUGUCAUGAUUUUGAUGCAUUGUGAGGGUGGGACAUCAGCACACUUAACUGUUAUUUCUGCACCAUCAACUACAACACAUCUCACUGUAGGUUAUGUUCUUUUCCCCGAUGGGAAGAAGGCUGGCAUUGACUGGUCCAAUGCCUCACUGGCUGAAAUGGCUGAUGAUGGUAUUAUCAGAGAUUUAUACCAAGUCAGUUUCACUGCAGGUGGCCAGUUCUUUGAGGUUCAUGCUAUACUUGACAAGCAGGCUCGCCCUGUGGUAUAUAAUGGUUUAACCGGAACAGGAGUAUUCCAUGAGUGCAUUGCUGAUUUCCAACUGAAUCAGACAGUCCCAGGCUGGGGCUUGGUUGAAUUUUAUUACAGAGAUACACCUGGGCAGCUCAUUCCUAAUUCUGGCUCUAGGUGGAAGGAGCCGUCCAUUCCUGCCAGCUCCCAAUUCACUGAAGAGCACUCUCAAUGCACCAGGGACGUGGCAGGCAAAGGAGCCCAGCUAGGUCAGCUCACAUAGUUACAGAAGCAGCUCGGGAACAAGGUGGACCCCAUCUCCGCUUAGCAGUCCUUUUUCCUGGAACAGCAUCCCGGAGUCAAGGAAGCCGAAGCUCUUCUGGUGAAACCAUCAUCACAGCCAGGCAUUCACCUCCAGGAUGUGCCUGUCUCUGCCGAGGCCCCUAUCCUUGACCAGAAGGAUCAACGAGAACACCACCUGCGCUCCCAGUUCCUUCAAGCUUACUCCCAGAGCCCUGUAGUCACUUCUGAUCUGCUGAGGGUCAUACCUCGCAGUAUCAUUAGUGCCCACAUGGAUGAGUUGCAUAGGGUAGUAGUCGGAGGGCCAGAUGAUCCUUGACAAUCCCUCCGACGAUCUCCUUGAUUUCUUUGUCCCUAGAAGUCACUACAAAAUGGGCACAGAACAUUUUGUGGUAAGAUACCCAGAUUUGUUAGUCUGUCUACAAUUGUACCAGAAGCAGAACCAGAAAAAGUAAGAAACUAUGACAGCACUUCUUUAAAACAGAUGUCCGUCAGUGAACUCAAACCUGCAACGCCAUGUGCAAAUAUUAAAUAGUCCUACCAAUACUUCUAAUAGAAAGUUUAUGGUUUAUAUCUAAAAAUACAAAAAUCUCUUAGACAUAAUCUGCAUUCUGCUCACAGCACUGAAUGGUUAUAAUGUGCCAUCAAACAGUAGAAAUGCAGUGUUAUUUAUUAGUAUCAUUCUUGUGAAAGAUGCUGGACUGCCAGCCCUAUAAAGUGAAGUCCCAUGUGUCUGCAGAACAGAUACACGGUGCAGCUGCAGUUUAAGUCUUGUCAAUGAGCCUUAACACCAGUUUAGGUGGGACUGCCUCCUGAAGGGCUAAGAGUAUAGUAGUACAGUCUCCAUGCAUAUUCAUUUUUAGUUUCUAUGCUCAGACGGCCAGCUAGGAGACUAUUAGUGCCAAAGAUGAUGGGGGUUUUUUUUCUGAUAUGGAUACCUGUCCAUUAGAAAUUGAGUUGAGAUCGCCGCAGAGAUAAGCAAAUUCUUUUGAAAUAGGUCACCAACUCUACAUCAGGUGGUAACUAGUCUGGGCCACACACUUUAUGUCAAUUGCUAAAAAGCUUUGUAGACCAUCACCAAAUUAUCUAAUUCCCCCCGGGAAUAAAGUUCUCUUGUAAUGUUUGUCUGUUUCAUUAGAGGGGCUUAAGUGCCUGUGCAGAAAUCCAUUUAUAGUAAUUUUGGCAACUUUUAUAUAAGGGAAAUUUAUUUUCCAUUAUGCUUGGCUAGUUGUAACAAUCUAGUUUAAAAAACAAACAAACCAGUAUACAUCUAUGUACUUUUAAGAAUAGAUUACUUAACAAUUAGUGUAGGUAUUCAGCAGCCAAGGCAAAAGCAUUGUAUUUUAAAACCUGAACAUAGUAGCAAAUAGACAGUUGUUUAGUAAAUGACUUUUGGGGGGGGGGGGAGUACAAUUCAUUUGCUGCUGUGAUACAUUGUAAAUUAUUUAGGUAUAUGUUAUUGUGCACUAGCUGUCUAUCACAUACUUAGAAAUAAGUUAGCUCUUUAUAAUUCAUUGUUGGACAACUUUUAAAAUCAGUUGCUUUUUAGAAGAACAUAAACCAUAGAAAUUCUUUAUUUAUCAAUCAAGACUGGGCUAAACAAAGACACAGACAUGAAUCAGGGUUUUGAGAUAGGGUCACAUUUAGAAAUUGGAAUCUUUCCAGCCUGAUCUUGAAUGAGUAAUGUAAUAAUCAUUGUAGUAAAUGCUAGUUAGACAGG